AUGGCUACGUCUGGCGUCCUUGCUCAAGGUCCCGUUGCGCCAAGGUCAUUCACCUUCGCAGCGAGCGCUUCCAGCCGCGCUGACCGACUUCAACUCAGACGUAAGUGCGUCCACGGGGUCGCAGCUGUCCGUGCGCCACUUGAACACGACACCCCCCGCCUGCGAGCACAACACAUACCGACUGGAGACCACUCGAGCUUGGCUCACGAACCUACAAAAGCGGCUGCCACCACCGUCUCAGGGGGCUCUCAGGCCCGAGUGGACGCAGUCAAUACCGCUGGGUUUUCUCAAGCCUUCGGAAAUGCCUAUGGAACCGACGUGACCUCUCCAUCGCCACUAAGAUUCGCGUAUACCGUGCAUCUGCCCGGUCUGUCCUUAUCUACGGUUGUGAAUGCUGGGCUGUGCGCGUGGAGGACAAGCGAAAACUGGAGGUAUUUGACCACCACUGCUUGAGGACCAUCCCUCGAGUGAAGUUCACCGACUUCGUCUCCAAUGCGCCAGUCCGCGCUCGCUGCGACAACAUCGCAAGGAUAGUUCAGGCCAUCCAAGAAAGACGGCUGAGAUGGUUCGGGCAUGUUCUUCGUCGUCCAUCUCAGGAGUUCAGUGUUACUGCCCUCGAUCCGGUACCGUUGCCCCAUUGGAGGCGUCGAAGAGGGGUCAGUUCAAAAUCUGGCUCGACACAGUUCGUCAAGACAUGGAGGGGAUUCUUGGACCUUCGGUAUUCGGUCUACGUCGUUGGCGAAGGGAAUGGGUUGAGCUGUCCAGAUCUGCUGCCGCGGAUCGUCGCGCACGUGGAGAGGUACAAUUCGGGACAUCAUCGAGGCCGGCUAGAUCAGGCAUGAUCGCAGCCGUAUCAAAUACAAGUAGUCAAUACCAUCCCUGGCUUCACCAGCUGUGACUGCCGCCUGAGAGGACAAUCCGUAUUUUUGUAUACAAUAAACCCUCCUUCUGCUGACUUCUGUCUUUUCCUGCAACUGGCCUGGCGAUUGUAGCGCUCAGAGUAAUGCACAUGCUGGUUAAACCCCAAAAUGACGCCACGAAAUGACGAAUCCCUUAUGCAAAUAAUGCUUGAAACGGCAGGACAAGGGAAUUAGAACCCCGUCUCAGUUGAGCACCACCUCUCGACAAAUCAACACACACCAAUUGGACACCAUUUCUGAUUGUCCCACAAACCUACAAAGGCGUCUGCCACCACUGUACCACGAACUCGCAGGCAUGACUGGACGCUCCGGUUUCGCCAGCAGCCACUGUCACCUGAAGUUCUGUACACUAUAAACCCCUCGUUCUGGUGGCUUCUGGUUUUUUCUACAAUUCUAAACUUGACAUGAUGAUUUGUAGCGCUCUGAGUAAACUCUCAUCGCUUAGAUACUAUAAGCUCGCCAAUAGCGAAACUACUUGCGGAACUAGACCUAUAUGAUUUACUCGCAAAGAAGCUGCGGCAAUUACCCCCCGCUUCCAGAAGUGAGUAUACAAAGACUUGGUGACAGCAGACUCCCAAAGUACGUCCACCGAAAAGAGUCUUAUGCACAAAUCAUCCUUAACUAUGAAAGCAACCACCCUGCAGCCCAUAAACGAAGCUGCGUCAGGAUUCUUCUCCAUCGGGCCUUCCGUCAAAGCAGCGUCGACAACCUACAUAAGAAAGAACUAGCGUAUUUACAUCGGCUAGUCCGGCCCAAUGGAUAUUCCACGAUCUUUGCGCAAAAUUGUCUCAGACCUCAGAGAACACCACAAAGCCUCGUUUAUAGUGGAGGAACAAUAACGGGAAAAUUUUAUUCUCUGCCUUACAUGCUAGGAAUUUCUGAAGCAACUUCCCGAUAACUAAAUCACCUUGACAUUCCCAUCGCUUACGAGUCCGCAUCCUCCCUAUGCUUAGCAUUAUGUCGAGUAAAGGACCGCAUAUCUAUUGAGCGAUGCUACUUACCGCAUCCCGUGCGCCAACUGCCCUUGUGUUUACGUUGGCCACACAAGCCGAGGUCUUGGUACUCGCAUCAACGAACAUAAACCAGCCAUUCACCGACGUGACCCCUUGUCAUUCGUGUUUGCGUACGCUCUUGACUGUGAUCAUCGUUUCCAUUUUGGGCGGUGAUAAAGUGAUCGUCAGGGCUAACACCAAACAGCCGCAAAAUUCCUCAAGGAAUGGCACUCUAAGACGUCAAGCAUCAGUAGCUCAGUAAGUCUGGCCACACGGCCCACUGACUUGCAUCCACGCCCUAAUAACAGCCGCUAAUCUAUGUUAGGCCAUGUGGGGUCUCAUUGCCUCACCAGCCCCUUUCCGAGACAUGGCGAACCACAACACCUGCGACAUCGGCGCACUGAUCCCUGCCCGCGUGACCUUUGUCCCCUUUGGGACCGGCUUAGUUGUAGCCGAGUCAGCGUGCCUGUUGACCUUCCUCACGUCAGCCGGCGGACUGAUCGGCUGUUGCUGUUCGUGUGAGUUGCUUUCAGCCUCGUGAGCGCAUCGGUGGGUCACGUGACCUCUGGCUGUCACCCCCCUCCCCCUGCUCUGCUCCGUGAACGUCGGCUCUGGAUUUCCCAUGUUCGCCUACCCUAGUGGAUCUGUCCGAACUGAUCCGAACCUUGUGCGUAAUAUCAGAUAGGCGAGACGCAGGUCAGUAGCUUGUUUUAUUGUGCCAGUCGAGGAGCAACUUUCGAACACCAGUCCGACCAUCUUCUCAAUGGCUCGGCCAAUCACCCUCGUUUUCUCUAAAGCGAAACUCUAGUCCAGCUGUUGUAUGUGGCUCGCCCUUGUGGCUCAUUGAUCGAACGCUGGAUCGGAUGCAGGUUGCUGAGGUGACAUGAACGUGCGCCUGGGCGUGCCAUCGGGUUUGUUAUGGGCACGCAGUCCAGAACUGCUGGUCUGGCCCUCGUAUUGGUCCAGCACAACCCGGCGUGGCCGGUUGCCCGAUGACAGUGGCCGAACACGACUCAACUAUACCCGUCUUCACUUCAGAGAUUUGUGCCAGUUCUCGUCGAUUCUAUGUAUUAUAGUUCUUGGCUUUCUUUGCUAAACAGGGGUCAUCCCGACGCCAUAACUUAAAGCCGGUUAUGUGGGGCAGUCAGACAAGGGCAUACUGACCCUCGCAUUGUAGGUGCUUUCGCACUAAAUUCCAGAGGCACCUAUUCCCGUGUCCUGACUUGAAUCCUAACCCUGACCCUCGUAACCCGGCGUGAGAUAUGAAAAAAAACAGGUUAAAUCAUACUGCUGUUCGGGUUCAACGAGUGAGACCAGCUGCAUCCGAAAGGAAGGCGGCACGCUUUGCUCAAAAAGUCGUUCUCGGGUAAGGCUAGUUGAAAGCUAACCGUUUUUGCUGUUAUUCCAACACUCACGGCGGUCACUUUGGAUGGAUUGGACUGGCCGGAUCUCUCUGGUGAUUCACACCUCGUGAGAGGUUCUUGAACUGCUUAGAGAUCCUGGAGACAGCGCCGGAGAGACCGACGAUGUAGUCUCUCGUGUGUUUGCUGCAAACCUACCCGGCUAUAUUCGAAUCAGUCCACUUUUCUGGGAAGACGGGCAUAAAUGACAGGGGACUGUUAUCUCUGCGUCGGGAUUGCAGCUUGACGCAAUCCCGCUUUUCACAGUUCACUCUCUCUAGUAUACCUAGUUCAUGAACACCCUGCCAGAUUUAAACAUCCUGACUUUUUUUCAAGUUCAUCCAGCAUCCCGGCGUCUGGGUCCGUUCAAAAUGACAGUGGUCGAGCUCCUCACAAAAAGUGCUUGCAUUUGAAUCCCGGGUUAUUCGAACCUAGAAUUAGGUAUUGCCGGCCGACAGCUACUUCUGGAAAUCGCGUUAAAGAUACCUCUUGCCAACAUCAUUAGAUCGUUAGCCGUUUUCAGUGUCGCCUCUACUUAUUCCACCACACAGCGAAGCAAAUCGAGGUGCUCCGAUUUUAACUCUAAUCAAGUAAAUAAAUCUCAGGGCCUAGCCGGAUGCAGCAAUAAGAGAUGGCAUGUUCGAAAGCGAAAGUUUUUCGGUAAAAUCUGACAAAAGUAAAUGUCCGGAGAUCCGAGCAACUCGGUUGUAUUCAAAAUUGUGCUUGGAAUAAAAGGUGUAAUCCGGGAGUCUUGCGGCAUGAACAGUGGGACAUGAAAUGACCAUUACUGACUCAGUCACCGUCAGUGGCCAGUCCCAGAUCGUACGCCUGAUGUUCGAAUCUCAUUUGGCUGCUUAUUGAGCAGUCUUCUCACCACUGCGCACUAACGGGCACGCGUCAUGUCAACUGAGACCGGAGGGGGACAUUCAGCCACAGAAGAGCAGUUUGCGCCAACCUGUCUUGACCAAUGGACGAAAAUGAGCAUUACCGCCAUGCCAUUGAGUCCAGACUCUACAUCCCCCACACAUCCGGUAGCAUGACGACUACAAUCAGUUAUUGAGGAUACUUGAAUGAUUUUUUAUCGCUUAUUUGGCGCCAACGACCGGCGGUAUUCCCAUUCACAGUUGCACCCCCGAGACUCGACUGUGGAGAGCAACGGAUAUCUGAAGAGAGUGGUGUCUGAUAUUUCGUACUUAUGCACAACUGCAAUUAGACGUACAUAAUGCAGCAAGCACAAAGUCCUUGCUCACGGUUUGGAGAAGGUGAUAUCAGAAACGUGCUUAUCUGUGACUUCCGUUUACUUCACACUUCAAUUUCACUAAUUCGCUUUUCUGCUAAAUUUCAGGGGCCAGAUAACGUCUGUGAAACUGUCUCCGAAUCUUCGUAAGAAGCCAAAGGUAAAGACAUUGCAUUGCUUUGAUUUUUUGGUCUUACUUGGUCUGCAAAUUAGCUUGAGUUCACGAUUUUGUGAAACUCGGGAUACGACUAAACCGGCCCUUGUCCUUCCGAGGAUUGUCGUUUUUUCUUAAAUUUCUCUGGAGACCGAUCCACACAAGUAAUUGCCCCACCCGCUAUGUGCCCGUACGAACACAGCCAUUUUCAGCGAAUUGUUGGCAUUUCCAGAUUGCGCAAGCUCGACUGGACAGAUCCCACCUAAGAGAGAUGGAUAGUAGUGCCAUAGCCGAAACCAUUCACAGACAUGAGGUUGUUCGUCAUUCCUGACAGGGUUGAAUUAACACCAGAGGAUGCGGUUAUAGAUCAGACCACGACCAGGUCAGGCUUUCUUAUAGGGAGUGCUGUUGUGGUCAAGGGUGCGUAGUUCUCAAAAGACGACUUUUCCAUCCAUACUUACUCAUCACACCAGAAGAAUGGGAACUAUAUAAGGUGAGUAAGCCAGACAGCUGUGGACGCAGGCGGAAGCGAGUGGGCAGUGGUUGCGUAGUUAUUUCAUGUACUGCAUGCAUUCAGCCCACUUUUGUUGCUAAUUGGGAUGCCGUCUGUUGCGGCCCAACAGGGAAAUCUGUCUCAAUCCGUAUACAUGAACAUUAGUUGGCGGUGAGAAGACGAGAUCAUCUGUUCCAGGUGGUUGUGCACACACUGGUCACUCGAGACGAAUCUGUAUGGACGAACAUUUGCAUUGUUGGCGACUGCCCAAUAAGGAAAGACCGCGAAUUCCAUGGAGGCAAUGCCCUCAGACGAGGCAUGCAUCAAUCACCAUAUCAAUUUAGAUGCCGCCUACAAAUUUCUCAGGGACCAAUGGAAGCGAGAGCAGCCAAUGCUGAGAGGAUAACGAGAUAACAUUGACGCAUAGUGGCUCAGGCUCCGGCCAUACAGAGCUUGUUUGCUUCUUGAAGCCAGUAGAUCGGUGUGCGCCCAUUCCUGACUGAAUAAAUACCCGAUCUGCAGCGAUAGAGAAAGACAGGUGGCGAGGCCCUGAUGAACUUCGGUUUAAUGAAGUGCUUAUGACCCAUCUGGUAAACCCCAGUGGUGGACCAACUGCACAAGGUGUGUCUGUGCGCAUGUUUGUGUUUCUGGUCUCGGCUGCUGGUUAGGGUUAUGGUUGGCUGAAUGAAGGCAAACAAGCCCAAAACGGUUCUAUAUCAAUCAACUCCCCAGACUCUGUUAGCUCCCCUCUGAUAUAUACAUACAGUGGCUAGUCAGUCUCAUGAAAUGUUUGCUGAAAGUCUGAAAGACGUUUUCGAUUAGGAGGGAUUACUUAGAGUGCUUUGUAAUGCUGAUUAUCACACAGAACAAUCUCGAGAUAUUUCAGCCAUGUCAGAAUAACAUUUUCUGGACGAGUUUCUUUCUGGCCGCCUGCAAAAACCACACUUAACUAGCAAGAUUUUUUGUAAUUUAUUUUCAAUGCCCGUAUGAAUUCAAAUACAAUUUAUAGAAAACAUGCAUAGGAAUAUCCCUUAUUGUACUCGUUCAGAAAGAAAUCAUGUUUUCUUCGAGUUUUGUAUUUGAAGAAGGGGCAUAUUUCGGUUCUGAGAAGGUUUCUAAUUAUGGAAAUUCUUAGGACUGAAAUGUUAAUUUAUUCAGUAUCUUAUCGUUCCAUUUAUCAACGCCACUUUCGAAGUAAACAACACAGUCCACAUCGAUUGCGGGGCGUUUCUAAACCCUAAGUGCAAGUGUACAAAUAUCCGAAAGUUGUAAAAGCUACUUUAACACAGGGAGAUACCACUUUUCCAGUUUAAUGUUUAUAGAAGGCAUAAUGUGCUACAAAGUGAACAAAAGAAGGCAUAUUUUGUGCGUAUCUUCUAUAAAAUUUCUAUCCGUCGUGCCUUUGGGCUCGAUUUGGAGCUCCGCAUCUAGUCGCAAUGUUCAGUCGGUCGCUACUUCCUAGAUAGCCGGUUCGAGGGGGUCUGCCCCAAGGCAGGGAAUAAACGCACCUGCCUACCGUAACCCAUAUAUAGAUAUAUGCAGAACGAGAUGACAGACAAGGAGAAGGGGGAUUUGGAUGGCAAUUUCUGGUUGAUGACGACUAGCCGGACAAAAAUAGCCAUUCCAAUCUCACUUGCCUUUAUCGGUUAUCUCGGUCUGCAUAUGUCUAUAUAUGUGUUAUUGUAGGAAGGUGUGUGAACUGAUCCAGUUACAAGACAUGCUCGUUGCCCUCUGCCUUGGGGUUCAAUCUCGAGCCGGCCGGUCCUAGUCACGAGCAUCUUCGUCAAGGCUAUCUACGAAGUAGUAACUGACUGGUGGGAAUGAACAUUGCGAUUUGGCUGUAAAAUUCAGCAUAAUCAUGUUAUGCAUGGCUUACACUGAAUUAGGACGUCGCCGAUUGACACUGAUAGUCAAAAUCCAUACCCCGCGUGGUUGUAGUAAGGUAACGAUAAUUGUAUUGGACGUAUAGUUAGUGACCUGAUCCCACUUAGUCGGACAUUUCGGGUGCACUCUGAAACUGAAAACGUGACCCUUCCAUGCAAAACUCACGGCGACACCCAGACAUGGCCCUUAUGAGAUCGGCAAAAUGCGUCAAUUCAGUCCCAAAGGCAUACCUGACCAACACUGCUAACUACAGUGAACUGUUGGUCGGAUCAUCGGUCGCCUGAGUCAACGACUUACUUAGGACAAACGCUAAAGAAUGGAUAGAUCGUGUAAACUGCCGAAAAUAAUCAUUUGAGCCACCAAUCGCAUACAUGGGUUGUUGAUUGACUUAUAACAGUCAAGGCUGAAAUAGCAGUCUGUAUUUUUGAACGAGCGCGGGGGCGGCCUGCAGUUUAGAGCUUUUAGGCAGACCAGAAAACCUAAAUUUAGUCGCGCCUUUGCUUUCCUCUAUGUGCAUAGGGUUGAGUGGUGGUUGGAGGCACUCGUUCUGUCUAACCAUAUGCUUUACAGCCGCCGCCACGGCUGUGGCCAUAUGAGGCGCGUUCUUGCAAGUAAGAAUGGUCUAAUUAACAUGAGUAGCGCCUACGUGCACGUCCACAUACCAAGGUUUUUGGUUGCUAAGCAACCGUAUCCCCUCGUGCACUGACGUACUCGGGUUGCCCUUUUAGGUCUGCUGUUAGGCUUGACAAGUGUUUACCAAAGUCGACGAGAUUGCACGACUGAUCACAGACCUACUCUGAUUUUGAUCUCUCCUGCGCGUACCUAAAUCAACGAUCGAUCAGAAAUCGACGCUAAGAGGGCCACUCCACCUGCCAAAGUCCGUUUGAACGUAAGGACGCAAGUGUUAUAUUCUCAGGACAACAAUAAGAUAAAGAAGACGGGAAGGUGGUGGUGGUGGUGGUGGUGGUGGUGGUGGUGGUGGUGGUGGUGGUGAGGAAAAAAUUGAGGUUUGAGCCAGGACUCAGUUGGUCCAAAGACCUAAGGCAACAAGCAUCCCCAGAUCACAGAGCUCUGCAAAAGCAUCCCUUGACGAGGGACACAAUGAAUGGGGUUUUCGAUGGGAAGUUGCAAAACGUAGGUCAACGCGCGUUUCUCACGUCCGCUGUUUAAGUUUACUCGUCUUCCAAAACUCCAUGCCUGCGACUGUUCCACCUAAUAGAGCUCUAUGUAGAUCCAAAACGGCAGCGAUGUUGGUUUCCAGUCAGAAUAAGACAUUGUAACAUGCCGCCCCCUGUGUCAACUUACACUUAUGGGUGCAGCGGACUCGUCGGUCACACAUGGAUACACCACAACACCAACCACCAAGGAAGUCCACCACACGGACGACACAUACGGUCCGGUAAAGCCACCCAUCAUCAAUUACAACAAAUAAACUACUUGUCUUGUUUAAUUUCCGAGUGGAUUAACGCGCGAACUUGGAGUAAAUUCUUCGAAACAGAUCUAUUCAAGCGCAGUCUGGAAUUUUAUAUGAAUAUUUGAACUGAAAUCCAUCAACUACUACGGAAUAACCGCGUCAAUAUUCAUAAACCGCCAACAGGCAGCCAGUAGAGCACGAUUGUGUAGUUAUUUACCAUACUGACAACGGGUAAACUAAUAUUACUGCUACUACUACAACUGCUACAAAUUGGGAUAGAUAAGUGAGCGUCGGUCGCGCGGUCAGUAAAGUUCCCCUGAUGGCCGCCUCCACGUCACUUCUUGUUGCGAAACGAGCGUGCAGAAGUGAAAAUCGCCUAUCUGUAAUGGACGGACCGAAUUCGUCCAUGGCACUACACGGAAUUACGUCGCUGAUUGACACUGGUAGCCGAAAUCCAUGCUCCAAAAACUACGAGAGAGCACUUUUCUAGAUCGUGACAAUCCCUACGCUUCAAAUUCGAUGUAGAAGUGGCGGUUACUCAGGCAAAUAGGUAGAGCAACUUUUUGAUUAAAUGAUACAACUCCUCUGCACUUAUGGCUUUAUAUUAAUUACCUAUUACGUGAAUCCCUUGUAGGAGAAGAAGGGCUUGGAAACGAUUGACCCGGUCGAGGCAGAAAUUGAGAAACUGAACAAACUGCUGGAGCUUGUCGGUUGA
Messenger RNA from Spirometra erinaceieuropaei, 9209 nucleotides. NCBI's taxonomy places the organism in Eukaryota, Metazoa, Platyhelminthes, Cestoda, Diphyllobothriidea, Diphyllobothriidae. The record is from the annotation of a GenBank genome assembly.